Callorhinchus milii (elephant shark) is the source of this 622-nucleotide messenger RNA. RefSeq names its product patatin-like phospholipase domain-containing protein 6. Lineage: Eukaryota; Metazoa; Chordata; Chondrichthyes; Chimaeriformes; Callorhinchidae. The transcript is spliced from 6 exons. The coding region runs from base 1 to 393 and encodes 130 amino acids. The record is from RefSeq and is a predicted model, not a curated record.
AUGGGAACCAACUUUUCUGCGGACGGCGGCGGCGGCGGCGGGGGGGGGGGGACGCCGGUAACUCAGCAUGAAUGCGACGGCACGUUGACAAAAUUCCACACAGCUGUGGAGGUGCAGCUACAAACAACCAUGAUGGUGGGAAUACUAAUCGGUGCUGCUGUCACCGUGCUGCUGAUUGCCCUGAUCAUUCUCAUCGUAUACAGAAGGUUUCAACAGCGAAAGGUUCAACCUCAGGAAUCGCCAAAGUACAGAUUCCGAAAACGCGACAAGGUGAUGUUCUAUGGACGGAAGAUCAUGAGAAAGGUGUCACAAUCCACGUCUUCGCUCGUCGGGACUUCCUCGCGACCCAGGUUGAAGAGGAAACAGAAAAUGCUGAUCAUUGCAAAACGGUAAUGGUUAGCUACAAAUGCAGAGAUACACAAAGACAUAGAAACAGGAGUGGUCUGUUCAGCCCCUCUCGAGCUUGUUCUGCCAUUCUAUCAGAUCAUGGCUGAUCUGUACCUCAACUCCAGUUACCCGCCCUUGCUCCGUAUCCCUUGAUUCCCCCGACCUGACAAAUAGUUUCUCUGUAGCUACCGUAUCAAAUCUCUUUAUCACUUUAAACACCUCAAUCAGAUCAUAA